AUGAAUAACAAGAAUUGGAAUGAUCGCGCCGAUAAAGAUUUGUUCUUCACCAUUCUAUCCGUGAAGAAUAUAGGAGUUAUCAGCGGCUCAGAAUGGACCACGAUAGGUAACCACAUGAGAACCCUCGGCUAUGGGUUCACAAAUGAGGGAUGCCGGCAACAUUUUCAAGGCCUGAGAAGAGCCCAAAACAAGUCAGGUGAUGGUGGAAGCACAGGAGCUAGCAACAGACGGGUUGAUCCCACGUGGAAUCCGAUUACCAGGAGGCCUGGCCCUGGAAGGGGCCGGCCAAAGAAGUCUAUAUCUUCAGACGCCUCAGCCACCGCGCCGUCGGUGUCGGUUCCUGAUGCCAUAGCCUCUGGGCAGCCCAAUCCUGCACCCGUAGCAAUCCCUGGCCUUCCACCACAGGUUCCAAUUGGCCAGGUCUAUGAACCAAGCCAGCAGCCUAUACAUUAUCCCUCGCCUCCACUACCACACGCUCAGCUCCAUGGGCAGCAGCCACAUCCCGGAAUGUCUCAACCGCAGCAUCAUAUCACAGAGCCUCACCCACAAGACAACCAGCCAAAUCAGUCCCUUGCCGAUAACAAACAAGGGGGAGUGGCAAAUCAUCACGAUGGGAGCCUUCCUAUGCCGCACACUGGUAGAGCCGAAAUAGAAGGCUCGUCUGUUGAUGCCCUUCAUCUCGAACCUGAAAAUGACAUAGACGCUGAAGGCGAGGGCGACGACGAACCGCCAAUAAAGCGGCAGAGAAUAGAUUCUGACAACGCAAUUCCACCCGACUCCCUGGAAGAUGAUCCAGUUCUGGCUCUUGCGACUGCUAACAAUGCAGGGCCCAACGACCCAUAUCCUCCAGACUUUAGUUACGCGGAAGCAUAG
Clonostachys byssicola is the source of this 873-nucleotide messenger RNA. The record is from the annotation of a GenBank genome assembly. Lineage: Eukaryota; Fungi; Ascomycota; Sordariomycetes; Hypocreales; Bionectriaceae.